Molecule: messenger RNA, 2750 nt
Organism: Drosophila busckii
Lineage: Eukaryota; Metazoa; Arthropoda; Insecta; Diptera; Drosophilidae
Gene: Brd8
Product: bromodomain-containing protein 8
Exons: 3
Coding region: 170-2749 (859 amino acids)
Cellular component (GO): NuA4 histone acetyltransferase complex
Molecular function (GO): protein binding
Source: RefSeq, a predicted model, not a curated record
UUAAUGAAUUGUUUUACGAGGCGAUUACUCAAAUAAGUGUGUUGAAAAAUCGAUAAUUCUAUUCUUGCGAUUAAGCGUACGACCGUCACUAACUGGGAGCGAUAGACGAAGCCAAGCUAAACAAUAUUUAUAAAUUCUCGUGAAAAUUGUGAAUUAUUUAUAUUGUUAAAUGAGCCGCCCGCCGAUGGAUACGUGGGCUAAGCGCGAGCAACUCUGCCUGGCCUCAGCAGUGUCGUGCAGUGGCGAUCAGAAUUGGAUUACAGUUAGCCGUACACUAAAAUCUGUUUGUGGCAAUGGCAACAACAGGCCGGCAGAUUGGUACUCACAGAAAAACUGUGCGGUGCAGUAUGGACAUCUAUUGGAAACAGUGGAAACAACCAAACGCAAGAAGCGCACAAACGAGAGCAGCUCUGGCUUCUCUUCCCCAUCCAAUGUGACUGUAGAAACACCGACAGAGCUGCUGCUCCGCCGAUUGACAGAUGAGCGUAUGAUUGAGAUAAAAACACAAAUGCGGCGUGACCAGGAGCUCUAUUGUAAAGUGCAGCGUGAGAUUGAAGCAUUGCAAUCGGAUGAAAUGAGUGAACAGCAGCUACAGCAAAUGUGGCAGGAAAUUGAAAAGGAGCAAGAAACUAAACGUAUAGACGAGAUGAAAUUAGAGAAUCGUAUGCGUGAGCGGGAACAGCGUAAAAAGGAAAUGGUGGGCAGCUGGCGCAACAACAGCAAUGCCAGACGCUCUAACGUAAGUGCAGACACUACAGCAGUUGAUAUGGAAGUAGAGGAUAUGGCAGGUGGCGCCACAAAUCCGGCUAGUAAUAAACAAGCAGCAGCUCCAGCACCCUUGCUUACUUCGCUGCUUAAGUCGCCAGGCAGCAGCAACAGUGGCAACAAUGCCACUUCACCCACAUCAACAUCAGCGCCAACGGCAAGCGUAGCUAGAGCCACUGCUCCAACAAUAACUUCACUGUUGACCAGCGGCACCAACGCCAUACCCAAUCAACCAGCAAUUAUUAUGAAAAGUCCCAGCGAUACGGCAUUUAUAUCGCGACCGAUUAGCGGACCACCUACAGUCGAUGUAACCACUACUGGACGCAGUCCAUCGCAAGCAGCACCUACUCUGUCCAUGCUGUUAGAAAAGAAGCAACAGGCUGCGGCAACUGCUGCACCGAAAGCUAAUGAGGCCGCAACUAAGACAGGAGAUGCGAUUCCGAACUCUACUGAUACUCCAGCAGUAGCUGGAGAUCAAGAGUCGCAAGACACUGCAAAUGCAGACACCUUAGACGUAACGGAAGCAGAUGAGGAGCAGCUGCUUGAGGUAUUCAAGAACAUGGACGACAUUAUUGAUGAUCUUGACAUAGACAUGGCCAGUGUUAUCGAUGAAGAUAUUUUAAAGGAUGUGGACAAUGUUGUCGACUCACCGGCGGACGCAUCAGCCAAACCAGAUGUCAUUGACUUUGAGGACAAAUUGGAUGCACUGAAGCGCGAGGAUCCAAAAGCGAAGAAAUCACCCAUACCCAAAUCAGUCGAUGUAGUCAUUGGGUCAAGUGAUGAUUCUAAUGAUAAUAUACCACUAGCCGAGGUGGCCACACAGGAGAGCAAAGAGCGUACCACAGAGGGCAGCAAUACGCCUAGUGUACCCUUAAGCAGCGAAGUGGCAGUGGAGGAGCUAAGCGAGAGCAUUACUAUUAUUAGCAGCUCUAGCGAGGAUAAUGUGCAGGAAAUGCUGCCCACUGCAGUUGCGGAGCCAACUAAAACUGUAGGGGGAAUUGUUGAGAUCACAGCUGUCGCAGAGCAAGAUGCCAAACUGACGGAGAGCGGCAAGGAGUUAGAGCAAACCGCUGCAAGCACAACAACGGAGUCCACGGCAGUAACAACUUCCAGCCAAGAUUCAGAGAAGCCAUUAGCGGAACCCACAGCUGAGAUUACAUCAGAACCCAAGCACGACACCGACGAAGAAUCCUCUUCACAAACUGACAGUAGCAAGGUGGAUGAACCUAUACGCAGCAGCGCCAAAAGCAAACAGCACAAUGAACUUAAACACGAGAGCGAUGCGUCAGUGAUAACAAGGCAAACGCCACCUAGAAGUGGUCCCAACAUAACCACAGCACCAGCUCCUUUAAGCGCACGUGCGCCGCUCUUGCGCAAGCUACCGCAUCGUGACCGCUCAGAGAGUCCAAUGGUAGAUGAUGACACUACAACAGCCAGCGAUCAGUCCACAGUUCGCUCCAGCACGCGACGUCGCUGCUCAUCUACGCCUGUGAUUGACAGCAUACCCAAUUCCCCAGCAUCGAGUGAGCCACCAGAUGAACGUCGCGAGACUCGCGCUGCCGCCAAGAAACUCUUUCUAGGCAUUUACAAUACGCUGUUAGAGAGCAAGCACUCCACAUGCUUUCGUCGCGCCUUCCACGAUGAGCAUACGCACAAGCAGGCCGACUGUUGUCUGCGUCCUAUGGAUUUGCCCAGCCUCAAGCGCAACAUUGAUACCGGACAUAUACGACACAUAAGCGAACUGCAGCGGGAUGUUCUGCUCAUGUGCCACAAUCUACUGCUUAUCUACAAGCCACACACACCGAUCUACAAGUCAGCUCUGCUGUUCAUGCAGGAGUGUCGGGCGCUCAAGGAGUUUGCAGCAUUGCCGGAGAGCAGCACUGCUCUUACCACGAGCAAUGUGACGCCCAAGCCAGAGAAGGAGAAGACGCCUGGUGGAAACAAAGCGCGCAGUGGCUCACGUAAGAGUCAGCGACAUCAUUAAA